Molecule: messenger RNA, 1034 nt
Organism: Galdieria sulphuraria
Lineage: Eukaryota; Rhodophyta; Bangiophyceae; Galdieriales; Galdieriaceae
Exons: 1
Coding region: 671-967 (98 amino acids)
Source: RefSeq, a predicted model, not a curated record
UACAUUUCAAGAUUCACCUUUCUUUAUUACUUUGCAAAGAGGAAAUGUGAGACUCUUGUCUUUCUACUAUUUCUACAUUUAUAUUCUUUUUUCACUUUUUUCACUAGUGCACGAAGUUUGUCUUCAACCACCAUACAAUUUGAUGAGAUUGAUUGACUCAGCAAAAAAAAUUGCUUGCGGGUUGAAAGCAACAUAUUAUUCUUUGUAGAGCAACUUGGAUAAAGCGUUUCACUUCUGUUUCACGUUUGACUCGUCUCUUGUGCAAAUGAGCAUUUUUGGCAUUGAUAUUUCCGUUUGUUAUACACAAAACGUUGAGUCGUCUUUGAUUCUCGUUAGAAAUAUCCAAAAAGAAGCCUCCACCAGUGUGCCCAUAAGGUUAUAUUUGGCAAGAGUCUUAUGCAUAGUGUCUAACGCGAGUAACUUUUUUACAUUGACUCACUUAUUCAACGAGCUGAUGGAUGAGAUUGGAACAAGAGUAGGAGUCAACUGGAGCUGAACAAAUCGGUACUUGAAUUUGCAGAGCUUUUAAAAGUUUUACCUUUCUUUGUAUUGGAAGAGAUAAAAGGGUUCUUGGACCUAUCUAGGUCCUAAAGCAGCUUUGUAGUUUUUAUAGUUUGCUUUCUUAUAUUUUCAUGGUUUGUGGUUCUUACAAAGUUUAUCGUAAAGGAGGAUGCAGCAAAAGACUUUAAACCUAAACAGUCACGUUUACCUUCAAAAACACCUCAACUAUAUAGUCGACUACUUAGGAGAGAGAAUUCAACUAUAUUUCAAAUGCUAUGAUGAGAAACGAGAAGAGAGUCGAUAUGACGGACUCAAUUUGACUGAAUUGAAUUUUUUGAAGAUAAGUUUUCUCUUGACAGAAUCCACAGUAUCAAGUAUCACAACUGUCUGUAAGUAUUUUCAAAGAAAGAGACCGAAUUCUUUGACUCUAUUACAGAAAUUGGGUAUGGAUGAUACACUUGUAUGAGUCAACGUUUUUUUGACAUUAGAAACAGACAACGUUUCUGAGUUCUGAUAAAACCAUGCGAUAUUUU